Molecule: messenger RNA, 1029 nt
Organism: Ipomoea nil (Japanese morning glory)
Lineage: Eukaryota; Viridiplantae; Streptophyta; Magnoliopsida; Solanales; Convolvulaceae
Product: RING-H2 finger protein ATL52-like
Exons: 2
Coding region: 99-941 (280 amino acids)
Source: RefSeq, a predicted model, not a curated record
AAAGGUUUUUUUUGUUCUCCACACUCCCCGUUUAGGACAAAACUUCUCCUUAAAACAGCUUAGCUUCAUCGUACGAGAAAUCAUACAUACGAUCAAUCAUGGACAACAUUGCAGCUCCACCCAUGUUGACGUCAAACAGUUUCUUCCCUCCCAUGCUGGUAUCCAUUGCCGGGAUAGUUUCCACCUGCGUAGCCAUAUUUCUCUACCAUUUCUUCGUAGUGAAGUACUGCCGCCGCCGGCGACAAAGGGGUGGGCUAAACGGGGAUUCCGGCGAGGUCCAUUUGGGAGUGGGAUUGGAUCCGAAAUUGCUUGAAACUGUCCCGGUGAUGCCGUACUUGUUAGCCCGAAAACGGGACGAUUUUCGGGUGGAUCAAAGGGAGUGCGUGGUUUGCCUUGGGGAGAUGGAGGACGGGGAGACGGUGAGGUUGUUGCCGGAUUGCCGGCAUGCGUUUCACGUGCCGUGCAUAGACCGGUGGUUCGUCGCGCAUUCCAACUGUCCCGUUUGCCGCUCUCCGGUGGUUUUUCGCGACGGAGAUAAUGAAAGCCACGGGAGUAGUGUAAAUUCUCCGCCGGAAGAUGCCGAAAACAAUAGCGACGAUCAUCACGCCGCUUCUUCUUCUUCUCUGUCGUCGUCACAAAUGCACUCUUGUGGGCUGCUUCGUCACUGCGCGUCCCUUGUACUGCCGAUGGAGCGCCGCCCGUCGCAAAAGAGAUUGAAACGGUCGUUAUCUAUGGACCAAUCUUUCGUUAUUGUUGACAUGCAAAUGGAAACGGAAGAUGAUGAUGAUGAUCAGAGACGGCACUGUUCAUCGUCUUCUUCAAAGGAAAGGCUAACGAGGAGUAUAUCCAUACGGCAAUUCGACAUCGUUCCGUCGAAGUUGGUCGUGUCUUUGUCGUCGCGAUUACGCAUUGGAAGACCAACGGAAAUUCUUCCAUGUUGAAAAUUUAUUUUUAGAAAGUUUGCAAUCUUUAUUUAUGAUAUUAGCUUUUAUGUUAACGAAAACAGUGUCAAAUACGUAGUACUAAAAA